Molecule: messenger RNA, 9507 nt
Organism: Epinephelus fuscoguttatus (brown-marbled grouper)
Lineage: Eukaryota; Metazoa; Chordata; Actinopteri; Perciformes; Serranidae
Product: phospholipid-transporting ATPase ID-like
Exons: 28
Coding region: 177-3803 (1208 amino acids)
Biological process (GO): phospholipid translocation; Golgi organization
Cellular component (GO): plasma membrane
Molecular function (GO): magnesium ion binding; ATP hydrolysis activity; ATP binding
Source: RefSeq, a predicted model, not a curated record
GGAGAGGCGGGUGGUGGGAAGCCAGGAGCAAAAACACUAGCCCUCGUAGUUGGGAGAUUUUACUAGUUUCUUUUCAGGACCUUGUGGCGACGCGCAGCUCAGCCGCAGGACGCACGAAGCCAGGACGCACGACUGGUAUGAUGGAUAGAUAGCAGGAGAAGGACGAGGAAGAGAAGAUGUCGUUCUUUGGCAUGGACUGUGUCAGGAAGAAAGAGAGAGAGCUGGAGAGGAAAAUCCGCGCCAACGACCGCGAGUACAACCUCUCCUUUAGAUAUGCAACGAACGCCAUCAAGACCUCCAAGUACAACCCCUUCACCUUCCUACCUCUCAACCUGUUUGAGCAGUUCCAGAGGAUCGCCAACGCCUACUUCCUAUUUCUGCUGGUGCUCCAGGUGAUUCCUCAGAUCUCCUCUCUGUCCUGGUUCACCACAGUCGUGCCUCUGGUCCUGGUGCUGGCAGUCACUGCUGCCAAGGAUGCCACUGACGAUAUCAACCGCCACAGAAGCGACAAUCAUGUAAACAACAGGAAGGUUCAAGUCCUCAUUGAUAGAAAACUGCGGAGCGAGAAAUGGAUGGACGUCCAGGUGGGAGACAUCAUCAAGCUGGAAAACAACCAGUUUGUCACUGCUGACCUCCUGUUGCUCUCCAGCAGUGAACCACUCAACCUGGUGUACAUCGAGACGGCAGAACUGGAUGGGGAGACAAACCUGAAGGUGAGACAGGCCCUGACUGUGACAGGAGACCUGGGAGAGGAUAUUGAAAAACUGGCAGACUUCAACGGCGAGGUAUGCUGUGAACCCCCCAACAACCGUCUCGACCGCUUCACAGGAACGCUAACCUACGCCGGUCAGAAAUACCCGCUGGACAACGAGAAGAUCCUGCUGCGCGGCUGCACCCUGAGGAACACCGAGUGGUGCUUUGGACUGGUGCUGUUUGGAGGUCCAGAGACGAAGCUGAUGCAGAACUGUGGGAAGAGCACGUUCAAGAGGACCAGCGUAGACCGACUGAUGAAUGUGCUAGUGCUUUGUAUUUUCGGUUUUCUGGCCUUCAUGUGCACCAUCCUGGCGAUUGGAAACUACGUCUGGGAGCUGAAUGAAGGCUCACAGUUCACGGUCUUCCUGCCCAGACAAGAUGGCAACAAUGCAGGCUUCUCCGCCUUCCUCACAUUCUGGUCCUACGUCAUCAUCCUCAACACUGUGGUGCCCAUCUCUCUCUAUGUCAGUGUGGAGAUCAUUCGUCUGGGGAACAGCUUCUACAUCGACUGGGACAGGAAGAUGUACUAUUCCCGGAACAACACUCCCGCUGAGGCUCGCACCACCACGCUGAACGAGGAGCUUGGCCAGAUCAAGUACGUCUUCAGCGAUAAAACAGGAACGCUCACCCAGAAUAUCAUGACCUUCAACAAGUGCUCCAUCAACGGCAAAUGUUACGGGGAUGUGUAUGACUACACAGGUCAAAGACUAGAGAUUACAGAGCAUACACAGAUAGUGGACUUCUCCUUCAACCCGCUGGCUGACCCCCGCUUCAUGUUCCACGACCACUCCCUGGUGGAGGCGGUGAAGCUGGAGAACCCAGAGGUCCACGCCUUCUUCAGGCUGCUGGCCCUCUGCCACACCGUCAUGGCCGAGGAGAAGAAGGAAGGUGAACUUUUCUACCAGGCCCAGUCUCCAGAUGAAGGAGCGCUGGUAACAGCAGCCAGAAACUUUGGAUUCGUCUUCCGCUCACGUACACCGGACAGCGUUUCCAUUGUGGAGAUGGGACAGCAGUGCAGCUAUGAGCUCCUCGCCAUCCUGGAUUUCAACAACGUCCGCAAGAGGAUGUCGGUCAUAGUUCGGAGUCCAGAGGGGAAGCUCUCGCUCUACUGUAAAGGUGCAGACACAAUCAUCUACGAGAGGUUGCAUCAGUCCUGCAGCAAGCUGAUGGACGUCACUACAGAGCACCUUAACGAGUUUGCAGGGGAGGGGCUGCGCACUCUGGCGCUGGCCUAUAAGGAUCUGGAUGAGGAGUAUUUCAACCAGUGGAAACAGCGCCACCAUGAGGCCAGUGUAGCACUGGACGACCGAGAGGGCAAACUGGACGAGCUGUAUGAGGAGAUAGAGAAGGAUCUGCUGCUGCUUGGAGCAACAGCCAUAGAAGAUAAGUUACAAGACGGAGUACCUCAGACUAUCGAGCAGCUGGCCAAAGCUGACAUCAAAAUCUGGGUUUUGACUGGUGACAAGCAAGAAACUGCAGAAAACAUCGGGUACUCAUGCAACUUACUGCGGGAGGAGAUGAACGAGGUCUUCAUCGUCUCGGGGAACUCACCUGAGGAUGUCAGACAGGAACUGAGAGAUGCCCAGACUUCCAUGACACCAGCAGAGGAUUCAGUGUUUCUGCCAGAAAGAGCUAUGGGUAAAGGUGGGAAAGUGAUCACAGACGAGUUGGCAAAUGGAGAGUAUGGCCUGGUCGUCAACGGACACAGCCUGGCGUACGCCCUGGAGCGCAGCAUGGAGCUGGAGUUCCUGAGGACAGCGUGUAUGUGUAAAGCUGUGAUCUGCUGCCGGGUCACUCCUCUGCAGAAGGCUCAGGUGGUCGAGCUGGUCAAGAAGUACAAGCAGGCGGUCACGCUGGCCAUAGGGGACGGAGCCAACGAUGUGAGCAUGAUCAAAGCGGCUCAUAUCGGCGUGGGCAUCUCAGGCCAGGAGGGCAUGCAGGCCGUUCUGUCCAGCGACUACUCCUUCGCCCAGUUCCGCUUCCUGCAGCGCCUCCUGCUGGUGCACGGCCGCUGGUCCUACCUGCGCAUGUGCAAGUUCCUGCGCUACUUCUUCUACAAGAACUUCACUUUCACCUUUGUCCACUUCUGGUACGCCUUCUUCUGCGGCUUCUCUGCGCAGACGGUGUAUGAUGAGUGGUUCAUAACACUCUACAACCUGGUGUACACAGCACUACCCGUACUGGGGAUGAGUCUGUUUGAUCAGGAUGUGAACGACAUUUGGAGUUUCCAGCAUCCUCAGCUUUACGUCCCCGGGCAACUCAACCUGUACUUCAGCAAGAAGGCCUUCUUCAAGUGUGCCCUCCACAGCUGCUACAGCUCCCUGGUGCUCUUCUUCAUCCCCUACGCAGCCAUGCAGGACACCGUGAGGGACGACGGGAAGGACGUCGCUGACUACCAGUCCUUCGCCCUCCUCACCCAGACGUGUCUACUGUUUGCUGUCACCAUCCAGUUGGGGCUGGAGAUGUCUUACUGGACAGCAGUCAACACCUUCUUCGUGCUGGGCAGUCUUGCCAUGUACUUUGCUGUCACAUUCACCAUGUACAGUAAUGGCAUGUUUCUCAUGUUGCCGUCAGCCUUCCCUUUCAUAGGAACGGCCCGAAACUCUCUGAACCAGCCCAACAUUUGGCUGACGAUCCUCCUCACCUCCAUCCUGUGUGUCCUUCCUGUGGUCACCUACCGCUUCCUGUUUAUCCAGCUCUACCCCACCAUCAAUGACAAGGUGAUGUUCAAGGUGAGACAGGCCAAGGCGACACCUGCCCCUCUGCCUCGACGCACCCGCAUCCGCCGCACCAGCUCCCGGCGCUCAGGCUACGCCUUUUCACAUGCGCAGGGCUACGGGGACCUGGUGACAUCGGGACGGUUCCUGCGGCGUCCCGCUGUGUCCCGAUCCUCAGGUUUUGCCCACACUGGUCGGCCUACCAUGGGGUUCAGUCCCAUGGGACGAUCGGCUGGAUACAGCCCGACAGGACGCCCUCAAAACGUCAAGGUCCCAGAUGUGGAGGUGACAUCGCUGCAGAUGUACAGGACUAUCAGAGAUCCUGCACUCUGACAGACAGCUGGUUAAUGUCAGGGAGAAGGACUAAUGCCAACUGGACAGCUGUGUGCCGCCGGUGGUUAAAAGCUCCCAUUCGUACAUUCAUGUACACCUUGAAGAACUUGUUCUGGCUUUCCAGAAAACUUCAUGUCACAGAUUCUUCUCUCAUCUGCACAGUUGCCCGGGACGAGGUUUGAAAAGUACUUUUGCUCCAAGCAUUUUAUCUUGUAAUCCAUAUAUCAAAGGAAACUACAACAAAAUGUCUCACCACUUCUGAUGGAUCACUUUCCUCAGAUCAUGAGUGCUCAUGUAAAACAUGCCUCAUGCAGACGCAACAGAUGAAACCUUUCUGACACUAGAAACAGUAACAGGGUUAUUCACUUCCACAUAGGAGAAACCACAGAAGGGAAACAUUUUGGCUUCCUGAGGAGGACAAAGUGUCAUCAUGUUUACAGACGACCCAGACUUCCCUAACCCUGGGAGUCCAGAUGCACAGCAGGGCUUUGUACAGGGGAUACAACCAGCAAAGCCAUUUUGCAUAAGAAUAUUUUAAUUUUAUACUACUAGUAUCUUUUUAAAGCAUUUUAUUUUCCUAUCUUGAAAGCUGUUAGCACUUUGGCAGACAAUGACAAUGGGAGUUGACUGAAUGUAUGAAGGAAUGUGUCGUAAACUGCUCCCAACAAACGUCCAUCUUCUCCGUGGCUCAGAGGAGGAGAAGUCAUGGCAGGAUUCAGGAUUCACCAUAUUGCUGGACAUUUUUUUCUUCUUUCAGUGUGUUUCGUUUCAUCACGUUCUGUGUGCUGAAAGAAUUUCAUGCAACUUCAAUAAUUUAUAAAAGACAGUAACUCAAAUGCUAGCAAAGCAAAUCCUAUUUUCCUAUUUUUGAUUUACACCUAAAACACAGGGGCAUUUAAAUCACAAUCUUCAGUACCACUGGGCAUCGUGACAUACUUCAUACUUUAAAGGUUAAAUGGUUUUAUUAGUUAGAAAAUAAGCUAUUCUUGUGUGACAUAUAAGAAAUAGCUACUAUAGGAGCAAUGGUUUGACUGCCAGGUUGUGAAAUUGAUAUUAUUAUAACUUUAAUUGUCUUCUCAGACUUCUCAGUGUAUCAUGACAGGUUAUUGUGAACUGAGAAACAUACAAACCUUUGCUGACAACAGCGGACCUGAUGGCUAAUUAGAGUCAUGAAGGUCAUUUUAAGUCAUUACAGUUACAAUCUCGAAGAUCCCCGUUUUGCUCCCUUUAGCUGCACCUGUGGCAAGAAGCAGUUUUUGCUGCACUUUUUGGCAGAUUAAUGGUGAUCUGAGGGUCGACCCACAACCAGCUGGUGGGGCUUUACGAGUUCAGAAGCCCAGUGGUUCCCUACUGGUUGGUAGCGGUCCAGACGUGGGUCGCAGGUCCAUUCUGAAUAGACCAUAAGUGACUUGCGAACGUGUCAAGUCUGUAAAAAACACACUUCAUUUUGAAGCACAGUCAGUUUGCGGCACAGAGCUUUAUAUUUUGAAGUGCCGUUUCCUGCUGUCGAGUGAGUUGCUACUUAACAGAGACAGCAGACUAGCUUGACAACGGGCAAACGCAAGUAUGGCGUUGAACAUAAUAAACUGUGGGACCUUGAACUAAUGACUAAGGGGACCCUGGACCCUGUGGUUGGAGCAGUAGGGAACCACUACAAUAGCCCACCUUCUUCUCCCCGCUUGCUGUCAAUCAUAAACACACACACACACACACACACACACACACACACACACACACACACAGCACUCAGGCUUGUCUCAGUCCUCAGUCCUGACAAUCCUGCUACUAUAAUGCAUAUAUUUAGCGGUCUGGGGGUCUGGUUUAGGUGGUUGACAACAGAUAUUAUUGCAGGUUAGGCAAUGCGGAUUGGCUCUCAUGAACCUUCUGCAGCUGGAGAACUGAAAGGGAGUGUGUGUGUGCAUGUGUGCAUGAUUCAUUAUGUGUAAGAGUGGAUUAUAAAUGGCCGCGCCACUUGUGAUUUUUUUCUGGGAAUGUCGCCCUCGACACAAUCACCAUUUAUUUAAAUAAUAAUCUUGGAGAUUAUUAUUUUGAUAAAGGAGUUUUUGCAUUUCUGUAAUCCAUCAGCUAUGGCAUUUGAUCAUCUAUUCAUAAGUGAACUACUACUAAUAAUAUUGAGACAAUUUGUUACAGUACUUGCAGGAAUUUUUAUGCACUUAUUUUCAUACAAUAGUAAAGUUUGGUGUCCAGAAAGAAAAAGUAGUGAAGAAAUUAACAGACACUGGUCAGGCUGUGCGAUGGAUAAACCUUCCUGUAUGAUAGAUAAAUUAAAGCACUAGUGAAAAGACGUUUAUCACCCAUUGAUCAUCAAAAUCUAAUUAUCAUGUGCAGGGUCGCUGAGGGAGCCUAUCCCAGCAUGCACUGGUUGGAAGGCACAGAACACCGCAACAGCUUCACAAACUCACACCUACAACCAAUAAUUAAAAGAGUCUUUGGCCUGUGGGAUUUUUCACAACCUGGCAACCCAAAACUUGUUCUCAUUAAUGGCUUAUUAGUGAUCUGUUUAUUUAAAGUCAUCAGCUACAACUACUAAACAAUUUCAUAAGAAUGCCUUAUCAUGAAGUGGUACCAAAUCUUCUAUUGUGCAGCUUUAUGGGAGCAUGAAAUGUCCAAAAUGUGUCUCAGUGGUAAAGUCUUGGGUUUACAUCUGAGUUAAGGCCCUGUUCAAGCUCACUAUUGUUGGUGGAUGUACCUGCAUCAUGUCUAGAUCCAGUUUAGGGGGAGGGAUUGUAGUUAGAAUACAUGCACCAGAAUGUGUCUUAAAUGCACCUGCAGUGACCACUUCAGACCACAUUCAGCAUCCACGCUGAUGUUUGAUUUUUAGCAAACUAACAAAAAAAGAAAAAUGCACAUUUUCACCUCAUCGAACAGCAAGAGUAGUGGACAACGCCAGCUGUGCAGUAACUCAUCUUGAAUACAGAGUUUUUCGCACCACAUAGAUGGAGGUUUAUCGUACUGUGCACACACUACAAAGCUGAGUGGAUGAUCCUUAAAUCCAUUCCUGGGUUCAUGUUUGUCCACGUUUUCUGUUUAUAGCUACUUCAUUGUUGUCAGUGCAGUUUUUGGUGCGUUCACAUCCAUCAGAUCACACAGAUAACAUUUAAAUACAAAGUGUGAACAGGCUCUAAAAACACUGCUUCCACAGUUCCCAUGAGCUUUUAAUUAUGCAGCAUAAAUCAUGCCUUAUUUCAAAAUCAGUGUGUCAGAUUCUUCAUCACAUCAUGCUUAGUAAAAUCACGUAUCUGCUUCAGCAACAAGCUCGCUACUGUUUGUCUGACAAUCAGUUUGGUCGUUAGCUGUAUUUCUAAUCUUAAAAAUGAGUGUAUCUCAGCUGUUAUCUGCUUUGUUCCCAGCGUCUUUCUCUCCUCGGCUCACUGAAAAUAUGAGCUAACUUAAACACAGAAGUUGCCUUAAUAUUUAAAGAAAAAGACAUUUCUACAUCAUGCAGUGCAGAAACAACAAUGACAAUGUUAGGUGGACGAUAAGGCUGUAGAAAAAAAAUGUUUUAUGCAACCCAGUCAAGGAAUAGAGAUGUUUUAAAGGGAUAGUUUGGAUCUGUUGAAGAGGAGUUGUAUGAGGUACAGUUUAUCCAGUGUAUUACAUAUAGUAGAUAUAUGUCGGUAGGUCCCCAGUUUGAAGAGGCAGGGUGUAGUCCAACAGGAAAGCCAAGCAAUAAAACCUAAAUAAAUCCUCACCUAAAUAAAAUGAUAUCAGCUUAAGUGUCGGCUAUAUUUGGAUUAUUUUCAUUUCUUUAUCUUACUGUUAGACAUCGAUUUCAGAUGAGCAUCUGAAGCCAAUAUAUCCCUCUUUUCAAAGAGAAAAACAGUGAUUUACACUGGUCUACCUGCCCUUGAAAUGACUCAAAGUACCACCAUUCUCCUGGGGCAAAGUCCUGUACUUUGUGACCCACUGGACGCCCCAACCUGCCUCCUGACUGGGCCUCUCGAGACCACUUCCUUCUGGUGAUCACAGCCUUCCAAUAUGCAUGGGUAAUGCACAAAUAACUGGACAAUUAUUAUGUGGGAUACGUAGGAAAUUUGGUGCCUUACUUUCGGUAGGAAAAUGUACAAACAGUGCCUGAGAACAGCCUGACGAACUAACUGACUGAUACAGUGGUAGACCAGCAGCUCCUGAGUUCAGCAAGCCCAAAUGACUGUUUUUGCCAAUGGAGUCUGGUGGCUUUGAGGAGAGCUGGAGCUGUUAAUGUCUCCUCAUCAGAACAGGCUGCCUGACAGGAAGGCAAAGGGGUGAAAAUACUCUUCAUAUAAGGUGCACUUAAACUGAUGCUGAUUUUUUUUACGUGGCUUAAAUAUGUUUUGUUGCUUCCCCCGUCCACAGCAGUGCAUUGCUUAGCUUUUGUAUCGGCACUUCAGCUUGCUUCUCCAAACUGUGGCCAUGCUAACUGCAAUUUACUGUAUGUGUAACACUGUCUGUGGAUAAGUACCUUCAAACAGUCUGAUUAUCCCCUUCAUUUAAGCAAAGAUAUUUUAGAUACCAUCAUCAUGUUUGCUGUUUAAACCUGAAGAUAACUGCUGCUCUGUCGGAUCUUUAAUUUAUUAUUUGGUGUGUGAAGGUUUAAAGAAUAGUCCAAAUAGAACUGGUUUUUAUUCACUCAUCAGUUUUUCAUCUACAGUUUAUUUUAAACCAUUAAGACAGCUGAUGACAUCAUAAACCCUGUAGUAUUUGUAUCUAAAAAAUCUCUGACCCUGAUGUGAUUCAGUCACUUGUCGUCCAGAAUUGAAUGUAUCGCCCCCAAACCCCAGUGGUGAACCAAAAGUUUUUUAAGGCUUUGUGUGUCGUAGUUUACUCUGAAGUAAAACCAUUUCUCGUCCGACAGAAUCUGAUGCUGGAGGUCAGUGUGGUGAAGCUGGUUUGCACCACUGACAGCUCAGUUAUUAUUUACUGUAAAGUGUUCCUUCCUGGAGAUGUUUCAGAGGUUGAAUAUACAGAAGAAACAUUUACUGCAUCUUUGUUCUUUGUGUAAAUGAAGCUCAUAAUCAAGUUGUGUUGUAUGUUUCUGAUGUUUUGAGGCAUUAUCUGGUAGCCAGUCCAGUUGUUUCCAUUUUUAUCUUACUGGGGUCCGUUUCACAAAGGCAAUCUGUGAGCGCUGCUGACACACACAUCACAGGUGUUGACAGCCAGUGGUUUAAUGGUAGCUGUAGUGGUGGGUGUACUACUAGGUAGAUGAGUACCAAAGAGGAAGUGGGUAUACUCUCCAUUAUAUUCCAUUGGGUUUUUGGCUGAUAGGUGGGUAUACUGUAAACAGCCAGAAAAAGAGGUGGGUGUACCCUCCAUGACACCACUAGCAACAGCUCCACGUUUUGUUGAAAUCACAGGUUGCAUUCAGCAGAGCUUUGUCUGCAGUAUUAAUGCAGAACCAGUUCAUUAAGAGUGGCUGCAACACAGUCCACUAGUGUCCUUUUCCAGUAUUUCUGUGGUACUCUCCUAAAUAAAUUGUAGCCGUGAUGAAAACUUAAGAUAUUUAUCAUCAUAUUACUAUCGUUAUAUCGUUGUAUCCUGCUCCGAAGACUGAAACUGUAACAUAAAGGAUUUUUGAUAAGUGUUUCUUAAACAUGUCAAACUAUCUUGUGAUUUUUAGCUCUGCUCUUCCUGAUAACCAUUUUGUAUCAUUUUUGUACUUAAACAAAUGCAAUAAAAAGAUCUCAAAGAUCAAUAGGAUGUGCAA